Emys orbicularis (European pond turtle) is the source of this 675-nucleotide messenger RNA. It is a transcript of the gene GM2A, whose product is annotated as ganglioside GM2 activator. The record is from RefSeq and is a predicted model, not a curated record. Lineage: Eukaryota; Metazoa; Chordata; Testudines; Emydidae. Gene Ontology annotation, molecular function: lipid carrier activity; enzyme activator activity. Bases 1 to 606 code for a protein of 201 amino acids. Gene Ontology annotation, cellular component: cytoplasmic side of plasma membrane. Gene Ontology annotation, biological process: ganglioside catabolic process; lipid transport. The transcript has 4 exons.
AUGCAGGCGCUGGCCCUGGCCCUCUGUGCCCUGCAGCUGUGCCCAGCUGUGCUGGGCGGCCGGUGGGGGCAGCCCUUCCUGGUGGAGAGGCCUCAGUCCAGGCGGCUGAGCAAGGUUGGUGGCUUCUCGUGGCAGAACUGUGGCAAUGGGACCGAUCCCUUUGUGAUUAAGAGUCUGUCCGUAGCCCCGGACCCGAUCCACAUCCCCGGGAACCUGGAAGUCAGCGUGGCGGUUUCCAGUGAAGCUGACAUCGGCUCCCCUCUGAAGGCGGUGUUUACCGUGGAAAAGAAGAUAGUUGACAUAUGGAUAAAGAUCCCCUGUGUGGACCAGAUUGGGAGCUGCACGUAUGAUGGCCUUUGCGGAAUGCUGGACAACGUCAUCCCCCCCGGAUCACCAUGCCCUGAGCCUCUGCUCAGCUACGGCAUCCCCUGUCACUGCCCCUUCAAACAGGGCUCCUACUCCCUGCCAUCCAGUGAGUUCUACUUGCCCGUCAUACAGUUGCCCUCCUGGCUGACUAAUGGCGACUACCGCAUCCAGGUUGUCCUGAGCAACGAUGCCAAGCAGCUCGCCUGUGUCAAGGUGGCCUUGUCCCUCCACUCCGAGUGAGGCUGGCCAGCCCUGCCCGACCACAAGCCCACCCCCCGCUGCAGACUGCCGCGUUUCCUUUCUCUUCCC